UUUGUUGCUAUAUUUGUAAUUAACAUGUUGAAAGAUUGCUUCCACAGUUAAAUAGAGAAAUUACACUUCAGACUUCACAUUGCAUAUUUAGACUCAAAGCAGCAGCAAAUAUAACUUGUAAUUGUUAUUUUACAUGAAAAACGUAUUAUCACUUUCUAACUAAACACUCGCUUGGUUGGUGUGACAUUUAGUGUCACAUACAAAAUAAACUGCUCAAAAAUAUUAACUUAAACUUGCAAGCUUUUCUUUUGAAGCGCAUGACGGGAGGGUUUAUUUUGCGGACUUUAAGGUAAUUCUUUUUUAAUGAAACAAAACAACGAAAAAUAUAAUUCAGUCAAACUGAAGACACAAAAUGGACAAAACAAAAUACAUCGAAAUAUAAUUUUAAAUCCACGGUACACGCUUGUUUUCACCCGCAGCGCCGCCCCACUGCGGUAACGCUGAACUGCAGCCCAACCGUCAGGAAGUUGCAGUUAGCGUUAGUUCGUUUGCUGUUAGCCGGCUAACUUGCUAAAAAAGUAAACAAGUCUGCGGGAUGAGAUGAAAUUCAACGGCGGGACAAAGUAGCUUUUCAACUAUGAAGGAAGACAAGGAAAACACUCGGCCGAAGGAGAAAAAAGUCGAAAUAAGGUGUGAAGAUGGAGAAAAGACGGAGAAGCCCAAGGAAAAGAAAGAGGCCAUGACAAAGAUCGUGAUCAGACGAUUACCACCCAGUCUGACCAAGGAAGAGCUGGAGGAGCAGUUACAACCUCUCCCAGAGUUGGACUACCUGGAGUUUUUCUCCAACGACACCAGCCUUUACCCUCACCUCUUCGCAAGGGCUUACAUAAAUUUCAAAAAUCAAGAGGAUAUAGUUCUCUUCAGAGAUCGAUUUGAUGGAUAUGUGUUCAUCGACAACAGAGGACAGGAGUAUCCUGCUGUCGUGGAGUUUGCACCUUUUCAAAAGACUGCCAAGAAAAGAAGUAAGAAAAAGGAUGCAAAAUGUGGAACAAUUGUUGAAGAUCCUGAAUACAAGAAGUUCCUUGAAUAUUACAAUGGAGAUGAAGAAAAGUUGGCAUCAACACCUGAGACCCUGCUGGAAGAGCUUGAGGCAAAAUCAAAGGAACUUGUAGCUAAAAAAACAACUCCUCUGCUGGACUUCCUGAAGAAUAAACAGAGAAUCAGGGAGGAAAAGAAAGAAGAGAGAAGACGGAGGGAGCUUGAACGCAAGCGUCUGCGCGAUGAGGAGCGUCGCAAGUGGAGGGAGGAGGAGAGAAGGAAGCGCAAAGAGGCAGAUAAGAUGAAGAGACUCGAGAAACCGCUGGAGAAAGACAAGGACCAAGUUAAAGAAGAACCAAAAAUUAAGCUCCUGAAGAAGCCAGACAGAGGUGAUGAUGCUGAUUCUGAGAAGCCCAAAGAAAAGUUCAAGAAAUCAGAGAAGCCAAAUAAAGAGGACAGAUCCGUGGGAAGUGCUGAUCAUAAGAGGCGUCAGAACAUUGAUAAUAAGGAGGAUCGAGGAAGGAAAGCGGACGAAGACGGGCGGAAGGAGUUCAGGGAGCGUGGCGCAGAUCGAGACAGAGAGCGCGAACGAGAGCGGGAGAAGGAGCGGCGGCAGAAAGAGAAGGAGCGCAUCAGGCGACAGGACGAAGAUCGGCGGAGAAGGAGAGAUCGGCAGGAUGGAGAGAACUCAAGCAGGAAGCGGGAAGAGGAGUUUAAAAAAGAAAAAGAGCGUGCCUUCGAGAAGAAAAAGGGUGAAAACACUGGAGACUCCAUUCACUCUGAGAGGCCGGAGAAACCUGCCAGAGACAACAAGAGGGAGGAGAGUGGUAAAAGAGAGCGGCUUCGAAAUAAGGACCGGCCAGCUAUUCAGCUGUACCAGCCAGGGGCCAGAAGCCGCAACCGAGGUACCAGAGGAGGAGCCGAAUCCAACUCUGCCGACAGGAAGGCAGAUACUGAGACCGAGAAAGUGGCUGACAAAGGAGACGAUUGAGCAGAUUUCUACUUAUGGCAUUUUAAGUUUGGUGAGGAGAGGGGAGACAGGCCUGUGAGGCUCAGAGCAGCGAUGUGGCGCCUCAGGGCGACGUGCACUGCAGUUCAAGCAGGGUUGCAUCCGGCUCUCCCAGUCUCAGAGGCAGAGAUGUGAUUGUGGAGCCUCUUAGUGCCUGAAUGUGACCCUCUUUAGUUUUAUUUGUUAGGAAAGGUAACAGUAACCUUUGGAAAGAGUUUGGCUUUAGGGUACAUUAGGUGAAGCCAAAGCUUUCUUGGACCAAGUGAACUCAAAGUGACCUUAUUUCAGUAUUGUUUCUCUCAUGUAAAGUGUUGUACACACUGCAAACAUUAGCUUUCAACAUGUUCAUCCAUAUCACACUCUGGAGGUAUAAAAUAAUUUCACAGAUGUUGAACUUUCAAAUUACUCUAUGUCAACAUUGCCAAGCUCAUCAAUAUUGUUUCCACACUGUCUUGAAUGAGAUUGCUGUUGUAGCAUUGCCAUUUUCAGUUUGACGUGUAUGAAUUACAUCUUACUCUGCCUGGGGAGCCAGACAAUCCAAAUGUAUGUGUAGAACUUUUAUUUAAACUUUCCAUAGUCUGUAACUCUGAAAUAGUUGUAGUCUUACAGGCACAAGAUGCUGAAGGACAUCGUCUGUACUUUCCUGGUUUGGGAUCAUGUGUUUUUGUUCAUACAUUCAUACAGCGACUGAGGAGAAAUAGCCAUUUCUGACUAGACUGCCAUGUGACAGCCAUGCAUGCAUGCAGACUUGAGUGAUCAACCUGUGGCCUUUCCCCUUUUUUAAUCUGAAACUCCCCUUAAACAUUAAUGUGUGAUGCACUAAACUGAAUACAGCAUGAGAACACAUCACUGCUGGUGAUGCUGACAUACAGGAGCCACUUUUCACUGGAAAUAAAAGAGGUCUUUGCUUA
Molecule: messenger RNA, 2898 nt
Organism: Siniperca chuatsi (mandarin fish)
Lineage: Eukaryota; Metazoa; Chordata; Actinopteri; Centrarchiformes; Sinipercidae
Gene: upf3b
Product: UPF3B regulator of nonsense mediated mRNA decay
Exons: 10
Coding region: 578-1969 (463 amino acids)
Biological process (GO): nuclear-transcribed mRNA catabolic process, nonsense-mediated decay; positive regulation of translation
Cellular component (GO): nucleolus; cytoplasm
Molecular function (GO): mRNA binding
Source: RefSeq, a predicted model, not a curated record